UCUAAAAGUUGGUUUUAAUUGGUUGCCCACAGGAUUGACUUGGCCUCUGCUUCUUAAGAAAAUACAUCUCUUGUUUUACAAGGUGUGUGUGGUUUCAGCGCAGCAUGGCUGUGGUCAUCCGUUUGCAAGGUCUCCCAAUUGUGGCGGGGACCAUGGACAUCCGCCACUUCUUCUCUGGAUUGACCAUCCCCGAUGGGGGCGUGCAUAUUGUAGGGGGUGAACUGGGUGAGGCUUUCAUCGUUUUUGCCACUGAUGAAGAUGCAAGGCUUGGUAUGAUGCGCACAGGUGGUACAAUUAAAGGGUCAAAAGUAACACUAUUAUUGAGUAGUAAAACAGAAAUGCAGAAUAUGAUUGAACUGAGUCGUAGGCGUUUUGAAACCGCCAACUUAGAUAUUCCACCAGCAAAUGCUAGUAGAUCAGGACCACCACCUAGCUCAGGGAUGAGCAGCAGGGUAAGCUUGCCAGCAACAGUACCCAACUUUAAUAAUCCUUCACCAAGUGUAGUAACUGCUACCACUUCUGUUCAUGAGAGCAACAAAAGCAUACAGACGUUUUCCACAGCCAGCGUAGGAACUGCUCCUCCAAGUGUGGGGGCUUCCUUUGGGAGCCCAACAUUCAGCUCAGCGGUUCCGAGUACAGCUUCUCCAAUGAACACAGUCCCGCCACCACCAAUUCCUCCAAUCCCAGCGAUGCCAUCUUUGCCACCGCUGCCAUCCAUUCCCCCAAUACCAGUUCCUCCUCCGGUACCAACAUUGCCUCCUGUGCCACCUGUUCCUCCCAUUCCCCCAGUCCCUUCUGUGCCACCUAUGACCACAUUGCCUCCUAUGUCAGGCAUGCCACCCUUGAAUCCACCACCUGUGGCACCUCUGCCUGCUGGAAUGAAUGGCUCUGGAGCGCCUAUGGGUCUGAACAAUAAUCUGAACCCUGUGUUUCUGGGUCCAUUAAAUACUGUUAACCCUAUACAGAUGAAUUCUCAAAGCAGCGUGAAGUCUAUUCCUAUCAACCCUGAUGAUCUGUAUGUGAGUGUGCACGGAAUGCCCUUUUCUGCAAUGGAAAAUGAUGUCAGAGAGUUUUUCCAUGGGCUCCGAGUUGAUGCAGUGCAUUUGUUAAAAGAUCAUGUAGGUCGAAAUAAUGGGAAUGGAUUGGUUAAGUUUCUCUCUCCUCAAGAUACAUUUGAAGCUUUGAAACGAAACAGAAUGCUGAUGAUUCAACGCUAUGUGGAAGUCAGUCCUGCCACAGAGAGACAGUGGGUAGCUGCUGGAGGUCAUAUCACUUUUAAGCAAAGUAUGGGGCCUUCUGGACAAGCCCACCCUCCUUCACAGACACUUCCAAGGUCAAAAUCGCCCAGUGAGCAGAAAAGGUCAAGAUCAAGAUCACCACAUGAGGCUGGAUUUUGUGUUUACUUAAAAGGGCUACCAUUUGAAGCAGAAAACAAACAUGUCAUUGAUUUUUUUAAGAAGUUGGAUAUUGUGGAAGAUAGUAUUUAUAUAGCUUAUGGACCCAAUGGGAAAGCAACUGGUGAAGGCUUUGUAGAAUUCAGGAAUGAUGCUGACUAUAAGGCUGCUCUCUGUCGUCAUAAACAGUACAUGGGCAAUCGCUUUAUUCAAGUUCAUCCAAUAACUAAGAAAGGUAUGCUAGAAAAGAUAGAUAUGAUUCGAAAACGACUUCAGAACUUCACCUAUGACCAGAGGGAAAUGGUGUUAAAUCCGGAGGGGGAAGUCAGUUCUGCCAAAGUCUGUGCCCAUAUAACAAACAUUCCAUUCAGCAUUACCAAGAUGGAUGUUCUUCAGUUCCUAGAAGGAAUCCCAGUGGAUGAGAAUGCUGUACAUGUUCUUGUUGAUAACAAUGGGCAAGGUCUAGGGCAAGCAUUGGUUCAGUUUAAAACUGAAGAUGACGCACAUAAAUCUGAACACUUACACCGUAAAAAGCUGAAUGGGAGAGAAGCUUUUGUUCAUAUAGUUACCCUAGACGAUAUGAGAGAGAUUGAGAAAAAUCCCCCAGCCCAAGGAAAAAAGGGCUUAAAGAUACCUGUUCCAGGUAAUCCUGCAGUACCGGUGAUAGCUAGUGCAGGAAUGCCCACUGCUGGAAUUCCCACUGCUGGAAUACCCAGUGCUGGAAUACCAGGUGCUGCGAUGCCUAGUGCGGGUAUACCUGCUGCUGGGAUGCCUGGUGCUGGGAUGCCCGGCUCUGGAAUGCCUGGUGGUGGAAUACCUGGUCCUGGAAUACCUGGUCCUGGAAUACCUAGUGCCGGAAUACCCGGUCCUGGAAUACCUGGUCCUGCAAUGCCAGGUCCUGCAAUGCCCGGUCCCGCAAUGCCCGGUCCCGCAAUGCCAGGUCCUGCAAUGCCCGGUCCCACAAUGCCCGGUCCUGCAAUGCCCGGUCCCGCAAUGCCCGGUCCCGCAAUACCCGGUCCGGCAAUACCUGGUCCCGCAAUGCCCGGUCCAGCAAUACCUGGCCCAGCAAUACCUGGUCCUGCAAUACCUGGUGCUGGCAUCCCCAGUGCAGGAGGAGAAGAGCAUGUCUUCUUGACUGUAGGAUCAAAGGAGGCCAAUAAUGGGCCACCAUUUAACUUCCCUGGUAAUUUUGGUGGGCCCAAUGCCUUUGGGCCACCACUCCCCCCUCCAGGAUUAGGGGGUGCCUUUGGUGAUGUUAGGCCUGUUAUGCCUUCGGUUGGAAAUAGUGGUUUGCCUGGCCUAGGACUGGAGGUUCCAGGUUUUGGAGGUGCACCAAAUAAUAUAAGUGGGCCAUCAGGAUUUGGGGGCAUCCCUCAGAACUUUGGAAAUGGCCCAGGUAGUUUAAAUGCUCCUCCUGGUUUUGGAAGUGGACCCCCUGGUCUUGGAAGUGUUCCUGGGCAUUUGAGUGGGCCACCAGCCUUUGGGCCAGGGCCUGGGCCUGGCCCCAUCCAUAUUGGGGGUCCCCCUGGCUUUGGAGCUAGCUCUGGAAAACCAGGACCUACAAUAAUUAAGGUGCAGAACAUGCCUUUUACUGUAUCUAUUGAUGAAAUUUUAGAUUUCUUUUAUGGUUAUCAAGUAAUUCCGGGUUCAGUAUGUUUAAAAUACAAUGAAAAAGGUAUGCCUACAGGUGAAGCCAUGGUGGCCUUUGAAUCUCGGGAUGAAGCCACAGCUGCUGUCAUUGAUUUAAAUGAUAGGCCUAUAGGUUCAAGAAAGGUAAAACUCGUUUUAGGGUAGCCGUUCACAUCAGUUUCUUAUUGAGUAUAUCUUUAUUUUGCUGUGAUUAAUGCAUCCAGAUUGUUUUCCUAGUAGUUCCAGGUUAGAACCUGUGGAUUGUUUCAAUUGCAGAUAGAUUGGUUUCUAUACACAGAGCAUUGGUUGGCUGUUUUACAACUCACAGAAUAAAUAUUGCAAUUUGUUACAGUAAAGCUAUCUGGAGAGAACACAAAAAUAACUUUGGCAUACAGUAGAGACCAUUUGUAAUACUCGAUCAUAUAAAGCGUAUCAAGGAAUCUAGAUUGGUUUUCUUUUAUACCACAUGGGAUGAAGAAAAUAGAAACGUGAGUAGAGCUCGUGGAGGGGGCUUGUGCCAGUGCUGACAAUUAGAAGUUGGCUACUUUUGCAAUUUGAUUUAAAGCUGGACAUACCUGCUUUGUUAUAGGCUCAAAGCUUUGUCUGAAACCUUCAUUUUCUUUUAAAAUUGAAUAAAGUCUCUGUAUCCAGAUUCAUUGUAUGUACCUUUAUUGCUUCUUAAGGGUUCUUGCUGUAUAGACAGUCCUACUUCAGUGUUGCCGCUUUAUUUGCCUAUUUGACUCACUUGUAAUAAGUACAACUACUUUGUUAGUUUUUAAUUUCUAAUAUAGAAAUUCCACACUUGUGGUUUCUGCUAAAUAAGCCUGAACUUUGAUUUCUAAUGUCACACUUAUGAUUGUGUGAAAUGACUUUUACCAUAAAAAUAAACAAUGGAGUCCUCUACUGACAUUAUUUGGUUUGACUGCCAAGUUUUAUUUAGUUUAGGAAGUUUAAAAUUUGUUCAUAUUGUUUGGAUGACAAUGAAAACCAGAAACCACUUAGUAAUCAGUGUUUAGUUUAGGUGUUUGAUUUGAAAUCUUUGUGAUGGACUAAUUUAGCAAAUUGUUUUUGUCCCAAUUUAUGUGAAUUUUGGAACAAAGGAAUUCGUAGGAAAGAGCAUUCUAUCUUGGAAUAUAAAACUGAAGUUGAAAGUGGCAGUUUUGUUAGCAGUAGUAUUGUAGAAUGAAAGAUCCCUAUGUUGGAUCAUAGGUUGAUGUGUGUUUAAUUCUGUUAAUUUGGAGGCUUUGUGGUGCCGUUGUUUGAUCAUGAGCCUGUUCACAAAAAUCCUUUAUGCAGAGUCUAAGUACAGCUGUCAGAAGAGAGAAUUGAGGUCACUGUGCAUUUUAUAGUCUUCCUUUUGGCUAUCAGGAUACUAAGAUGGAGGGACUCUUCAGAUGGCUAAAUGUCCUUUCCCUUAAAAAGCAUUUGGUUUAUCACAUCUCGUUCACUGAUAGGUUCUGAAUUUAAAAUGCUUGAAAGCUGUUUCACAGUUCACAUAACUUACAGAAUUGGAGACUGAUGAAUAAUAACGGAAAUAAAUAGUAUCUUUCACAUAAUGUGGCUUUACCUACAUUGAGAAGUCUACAUUUAAAGGAAGCAUAUCUUGCAUACAUUAUAUAUAUAUUUAUUUAUAUACAUGUAUGUAUGUAUGCAUGUAUACACACAUAUACAUAUGCACACACAAAUGUAUGUCUGUAGUGCCUUUUUUGUGUUCUAAGCGAGUGAUACACUGAAGUAAAGUUUCGUCGUGUAAUUUUAGAGUUAAGAGUGGCAACAGUCUCUUGGCGGAAAGUUUGAAAGCCUAUUCACUGCUAUAGUCUUGGAGGAAGAGACAGUUUGAGGUUGUUUUGUUCAGUGAAAGAGUUGUGCAGACUUUGAAAAGUGGCUGCAUUGUGAAUCACUUGAUAACUCACAAACAUAGAUUGCAUGACAGAUAGCUACUGCCUCAAAAAGCAAUAUGUUUAUAUGUGAUGUUAUUUGUUAAGUAAUCAUUUCUCGUUCCAAAGACAGAGUGUGAACACUUCAGAACUAUUUUGGGCAUCUUAUUUCAACUGCAGUUUAUUUUCCCCACUGGAAACUGACUAUAUUUUAGAAAAAGUGAUUGUUGGAAGGUGAAAAUCUUUUAUCCUUUCUCACAGUUUAUUUUGGUUGUAUCUUCGUACAUGAUUAUUAAAUAUUUCAUACACUCAAUUGCAACUAUUUUGUUAUUCUACAUCUUAGAUAAACGCUAAAAAGAAAAACCUGGUUCACACUGUUCAUUAAAUAAGAAAAUAGUGUUGGUAUGGAAAUCAGAGAGAAUUGUGUUCCGCAUUCCCUUUAAUCACAACAGAGUUUGUUGUGAAAUGUAAUUAAAAGCUUUGCCCUCUGGAAUUUGAGCUUGUAUGUUUGGGACAGACCUAAUUGCUGAGUAUAUUUUAUCUUGUUUGGGCAUUGAAGUUUCAGUUUUUAUUUUUAUUUUAAUAACCAUGAAAAUGUGUUCUAUCAAACUAUUUAUACCUCUCGUCAGAAAAAUUUUUCCAGAACUAGACUUGGUAUAGAUUUGAGUUUCCGUAAUUUUUUCAUUUGUAUGGUAUGAAGGCUUUGUAAAGCUUUGCUCAAAGUGUGUUUGUAAACACUGUUCAAGGUAUUCUCAAUUUCAUGUAUAAAUUUUAUUGUCUGUUUUUGGUGACUUUGACAUGGAAAAGAAUAUUUCCUUAGGGUUAAUUUGUUUCUCCUAAGUUUUUAUUAGUGUUUAUUUUUCUUUUGGUUUUAUAGGAGUAGAGAAAUCUACAAAUGUAUUGUAUAAAUAAGCAAAUUGUAAAUUUUUAAAACUCCAGUGCCAGAUUUAGCUCAUAAGCAUAAUUUGGAGGCGUUUUCUGUGUUUAUACUAGUCUGGAUGUACAAUUAUUAGUGGCUGUUGUAGGUUUUGUUUUAAUGCAACAGUGUUAAGUGAAAUGUAGUUCCUGACUCGUUAUUUUAAGUCAUCUCAAAGCAUUGACAAUUAAAGCUGCAUUAGGAAAUGUCAACCUUACAGAUAGGUAGUAACGUUCAGGGUAGCUAAGGUCAGUCCUGAUCUGCUUGAUGAAAUCUAGGCGUACGUACAUAUAUGGAGUAAGCACGCACACAUGGUUUUAGGUGGAAAUGCUCACCUUGCACAAAAAUAAGGAAACAAAAGCUAACUCAAACUCCAUUUUGCUGGAUUCUGCAGAAUUGAUGAAGUGUGUAAAAUAAAAUGCACUCAGUUUGAAAGCGUUGGAAAAAUGAGUGAACAUAACAUGUACAAUGACUCAUAGUCCAUGUUUUGGGGACGUUUGUGGUGGUGAUCACUGAGUGCUUGUCGCGCUCAAUUCCAUGUGUAAGUUAUUUCACUUCAGCUGUUUUAUUGGCAGUCCUGUAGUCCAAUAUUUUGAAUUCAAGCACAGCCAAAGGGCUGUUGACAGUGUGACCACAGCACAACCUACUUUGGCAUCAUUUAGCAAUUUUUGUUUAUAAAGAAGAAGUCUUGGAUACUGUUCAAUAAACUUGUCACAAAAUAAAGGCUGAUGCUUUAAUGCUUCAA
Molecule: messenger RNA, 6561 nt
Organism: Apodemus sylvaticus (European woodmouse)
Lineage: Eukaryota; Metazoa; Chordata; Mammalia; Rodentia; Muridae
Gene: Rbm12
Product: RNA binding motif protein 12
Exons: 2
Coding region: 105-3188 (1027 amino acids)
Biological process (GO): regulation of RNA splicing
Cellular component (GO): ribonucleoprotein complex; nucleoplasm
Molecular function (GO): RNA binding
Source: RefSeq, a predicted model, not a curated record